AUGACUCCAACAGAAGAACCCAAAGGAGAUCAAGCUCUCAGUGAAAAAGACAGAGGCAACUUCUUGCUGCUUGUUAUUCUUUACUUGCUCCAGGGCAUCCCUGUGGGCCUUUCAUUCGGAUCCAUUCCCUUUCUACUCAAAUCACACAUGUCUUAUUCACAAAUCGCAGUUUUUUCUCUCUCAUCAUCAUGGCCAUACUCUCUAAAACUCAUCUGGUCUCCAAUCGUAGAUGCUGUUUACACUCCAAAGUUAGGCAGACGUAAAUCAUGGAUCAUUCCUAUUCAAACUCUCACAGGCAUUCUAUUCUUGUGGCUGGGAAGUCGCAUUGAUGCUAUUAUGAAUGCUGAACAUGUUCCCAUCUACUAUCUCACUUUCCUUUUCCUUACUACAAUCUUCUUUUGUGCAACACAAGAUAUUGCUGUUGAUGGUUGGGCUCUUACACUCCUCUCAAAGGAAAGUUUGUCGUAUGCAUCUACUGCCCAAACCAUUGGUCUCAACACAGGCUAUUUUUUGUCUUUUACUGUCUUUCUUGCCCUCAAUUCAGCCGAAUUCAGUAAUAAAUAUUUGCGUUCAGAGCCACUUGAUACAGGCUUAGUUCCUCUUGGAGCUUAUAUGAAGUUCUGGGGUAUUAUGUACUUUGUCGUUACUGCCUGGCUCGCCUUUGUUACCAAAGAGAAUGAUGUCCCAAGUGAAGACGACCAAAUGGGUGUACGCGGUGUCUAUGAAACAAUAAUCAAAAUUUGCAAACUGUCCAAUGUACGCUCGUUUAUUGCUGUUUUGUUGGUGUCCAAGAUUGGGUUUAUUUGUCAUGAGACAGUGACAGCUCUGAAGUUGCUCGAAAAAGGAUUUUCCAAGGAAGAUCUUGCCCUGGCCGUCUUGUUGGAUUUCCCUCUUCAAGUAUUAUUUGGCUACUACGCCGCCAAAUGGUCUAAUGGAUCUCGUCCGUUAAAACCUUGGCUUUAUGCCUUCUUUGGAAGACUCGUGUGUUCUGCUCUAGGAAUGCUUGUAGUGGCUGGUUAUCCUAAAGAUCAGGAAGUCGGCCCUAUAUACUUUGCUAUCAUCAUGUCGUCUACUGUACUUAGCUCAUUUAUGUCGACUGUUCAAUUUGUCAGCAUUUCGGCUUUUAUGACAAGUAUUGCUGACCCUGUAAUUGGUGGAACAUACAUGACACUUCUAAACACAUUUAGUAAUUUUGGCGGAACAUGGCCCAAAUUCUUCGUUCUUGAAGCUGUUGAUUACUUCACUGUUUCUACUUGCAGCGUUCCUGAUAGCCUUAAUCAAGUGCUUAUCGUGAAACUGUUUAUUUUAGAAUUUUCUUGUGGGUCAGAAGAUGGAAAGGCACAGUGCAAGGACUUGGGUGGUAGCUGUGAGAUUACACAGGACGGAUACUACUAUGCUGGAACCAUGUGUGUAAUUGUUGGUUUAAUCAUGCUGAUUGUCUAUGUAAGACCUGUAACAAAGCAAUUGGAGGUCCUUUCAAAGCGUAAAUGGCGUCUUGGCGAAAAAUAG
Messenger RNA from Phycomyces blakesleeanus NRRL 1555(-), 1509 nucleotides. RefSeq lists its product as hypothetical. Gene Ontology annotation, cellular component: membrane. The coding region runs from base 1 to 1509 and encodes 502 amino acids. The record is from RefSeq and is a predicted model, not a curated record. The transcript is spliced from 6 exons. NCBI's taxonomy places the organism in Eukaryota, Fungi, Mucoromycota, Mucoromycetes, Mucorales, Phycomycetaceae. Gene Ontology annotation, molecular function: acetyl-CoA transmembrane transporter activity.